Molecule: messenger RNA, 3925 nt
Organism: Plectropomus leopardus (leopard coralgrouper)
Lineage: Eukaryota; Metazoa; Chordata; Actinopteri; Perciformes; Serranidae
Source: RefSeq, a predicted model, not a curated record
AUGGGAGAGUACGUCCUCGGUGCUCACACUGGAGAAGCAGCGCUCGACAAGUCUCAGUUUAACUUUGCCACAGUGUGUCACAAUGGAAAUGUGACAUUACUCCGUUUAAAUUAUUUAACUUUCUCUUGCUGCUCCUGCCGUCACUUUUUUUUUAAUCUUCUUUCAGAGCUCACACACGAGUUUCUGCAGAUUCUGGAGAAAACGCCCAGCCGGUUGAAACGGAUUCGCAACUGGAAGGCCGGAGGCCAGACACCGAAAGCUAAGCCAAAAGUCCAGGAGGAGGGCGACCAGAGGGACACCAUGAUGAGCAUGAUCUCUAUGGCUUCAUCAGAGAGCACCGUGGCGGGCUUGAUGAGCCUCUCCGCUCCGCCGUCCGCCUCCUCUUCCUCAUCAUCCGUCGGUGACAAGGACAGGGUCGCGUCUGGCAGCGCUGCGACUUGGAGUGGAAAAGGUCAGGCUGGAUCAGAGCAGCAGCAGCAGCAGCAACAACAACCGCAGCCCAACAACGAGGUUCACGCUCCAGCUAAGGUGUCGCUGAGUGAGUACCGGGCCAAGAACGCAGACGUCCUGGCUGCUCAGAAGAGGAAGCUGGAGAACAUGGAGGCCAGCGUGAAGAGGGACUACGCCAACGCCGCCCAGGCUCUCAUCGGUCAACAGCAGAGGAAGGAGAAGCAACAGCAUCAUCACCAGCAGUCCAGCUCCUCCUCCUCUGACAUGUCCAACCCGUCGCCCAUUAUCCUGAAAAUCCCCUUAGAGAAGGAGAGGCACGAGAGGACCUCUCUGAAAAUGCGCUUCCCCCUUGCUGGGGGAGGAGGCAGCGGGCACAGCGGCAGCGCCCGCGGCCAAGAACAGGACAUUAAAGUCAGAAUACGAGUGCCUGAGAAGCAAAGGGGGAGUUCGGGAGAGGAGGGCAAGAGCAGGGACAAGCACAGGGAACGCUCGAACCACCACCACCACCAUCACCACCACCACCACCAUUCCUCCUCCAGCAGUGCCUCUCUCUCCUCCUCACACAAACACUCAUCUAGCUCUAGCGGGGCUGUAGGAAGCAGCAAAAAGGUCCCCAGCGACUCCUCUAGAACGAGCUCUUCAUCUUCUUCUGCUUCUCGUAAGAGGACGCACUCCCAAGAUCCCACGGCGGGCGCUCACCCUCCCUCUAAAGUCAGCAAAUCAUCGAGGAACCCCUACCAGUUACCGUCCCUGUCUUCCUCCUCGGGGCAGGCUCUGGGUCACGGCCCUGACAUUCUCCCCGCCCUGGGCCUCCCCCACCACCAGGGGAGCUAUCCGCACUCCAAAGGCGACAAAACGGACACUAACGGGCACGGUGCAGCAGGCGGGGCCCAGUCGAACGAGUACCAGGACACUUUUGAAAUGCUGAACUCACUUCUGAGCGCACAGGGGGUCCAGCCGUCCCAGCCGUCCAUGUUUGACUACAGAUCCCAGUACGGGGAAUAUCGGUACAGUGGUGGCUCCAGAGGGAGCAACCCCAGACCCCCACCCCUCCCCUCAGAACCGCCUCCCCCACUGCCGCCGCUACCCAAAUAAAUUCCUAAUCAGGAGAUGUAUUAUGUAUAUUGUACUUGACAUCAUGAACAUCCAUCUUGUUACAUAAAGUAUUGUUUUUGUUUUUGUUUUUUUUAAAGAAUCGCCCAGCUUUUUUUUUAUCUGCCUCCGUGUGACAGCAGCAAAAUGUACCAGUGGGAUAAAACUUUUUCCUUUUUACACUUGUGGGGCAAUAAUGAUGAGAAGCUUCAAAAGCUUGCAAAAUAUGUGAGACAUUUUAAAAAAAAUACACAAAAGUGUAUAUAAUAUUUUUGUUCUUUUGUUUAACUCAAAUGAAAUGUGAUGAUGGGACCUGGUAUUUUUAGAAAUCACUGUUUUGGAGGAACUCGUUGUCUAGAAAUCAUGAGGAAGCUAAAAGAUCUCCAUCGCGUACCUGUUAGGUCUUCUUACUGAUUGUCUUUUUAUAAUGUUUUGAUAGUAUGUUAUUUAUUAAUUGAAUGCUUUUAAAAGAAAAAACAGUCCCCUUUUCUACCUUUUUUAAGGUUUCCCCUCUUUGUUCUUUUCAGGCGGAGGGAUAUUUCUUCAUCAAAACUGUACAGGCUAGUUUGAGAGUGCAUGUCUCCAAAGCCAUCUUUUCAAUAUUUUUCUUUUUUCUUUAUAUUUUCCCCCCUUUUUUUAACAGCCAUAACCUAAAAAAAUAGGCGAUUGCCCACCCCUGGUGUUUAUUUUCCUUUAUUAUUUGGUAAACUUGUACAAAGACUGUAAAGUGUUUAAAACAAACAUGAGAUAUUUUUUACAUUUUGUUAUGAAAAAUUGCAAAAAAAGGUGUAAAUUAAAGAAGCUCGUACCUUCUUUUUUGUUUUUAGAUUUUGAGUGAUGCAGUCAUUGUUUUAAAUGGUUGUAAGAUAUUCAUAUUCAGUUCUCUGAUGAUUACACUAAUGGUUAAAGUUCAUACCAAGGAUACACGUCUAUGGUUUAUCAAAGGGUUCAAACAUAUCUACAUGGUAUGGUCACAAUGAAGGAAUUACCAACUUUUUUAAAAAAAACAACGGAAGAAAAAAAUCCCUCUAGAGGAGAAAUGUGAGUUUUUAAUCCUGUCAUGUAAUUUGUCACUUGUUUAUUAGUUUUCUCUGGAGGGUGAGUCUGUUUUUAUGGUGAUCACUGUUAAAAAUGACAAAAUGAGCAGAAUGAAUAAAACAUUUUAAGUGGCGUUGGCAUCAGCAGCGCCCUGAAACUGUGCCGGAAAAAAAACAUGUUUUUCUUUGUGGUGACCAUAUCGAGCACAGUCUACAAUUAAAGUUUUCACAAUACACUAUAUCAAAGACUUAUUAAACGCCAUCUGUCUGUUUUUUUAUGGUCGUCUUUCAUUUAUGAAUUUUCCUUUUGGGGUGUUUUAAAAAUGUGUGAACCACAGUGUACGCCUGUCAAAUCAUGCUGGUCUGUUUUAAUCAUGUUAAAGCCGUCUUUUGACUUUCGAAAUCAACAGUUUGAUUGUUUAUAAUCCAUCAACAAGCCAUGAUUCAUCCAAAAUGUUUGCUCGUGUUCUUUUAUUUUGUGUAAAUCGUGCACGGCAAGCAGGUUAUCGACAUACCUCCACGACAGGGUCAUGAGCAUGAAGCAUAAUACUCUAUAAUUCAUUUGAAUUGAUGAUAAACUUGUGUUUGAUCAAAGCGGGAAGCCCUUUGUUGGCACGAGAAUCGGGUAUCAUCUGUACAUUUAAUACAUACUAAGAUUUAUGUGGUUUUGAUUGUAUAGUGUUACUGCUUUUUACCUGCUUUCUUUUGUCAGUUUGUAAUCAAAAACCUCUUAUAGGCAGUCCACGGUAAUGCAGUACAACAAAUCAUCAGCCAUACAAUUGUAAAAUAUUUUUGUUCCCUUGAUUAUAUGGAAGAUAAGCUGAACAGAGUACAGCUCUUUGCUCAGGCAGCAGAGGUUUUAUUCAACUUUUAUUGGUUGUAACAGGGAAACAGUAAAUGCACUGAAUAUUUAUCUCAGUAGGUUUGCCUACGAUGCAAUUGACAAAGUGUUACAUGUAUAAUGGUUAGGCUGUUAGAAUAGUUGUCCAAUAUAUUGCCAUUUUUUGGAAAAUUGUUUAUUUGAUCUGGACAAAUCCUCCAAUUUGAAGUAUUAACUUUUUGCUGUGAGAAAGUCAUAAAAAAACGGACAUGCAAUUCAAAAUAAAACCCAUCUGUGCGAAAAAUGGAAGACACUCAUGCAACCUAACAAUGCAAAGUCACAUAGCUACAAUAAGUUUCAUGUUUUUUCAUGUCUUGGUGUUUUAGUGACACUCAGGUCUGGAAAUUUUUGGGAUCUUUUUGUUUUGUUUUGUUUUCAGUUAAAAUGUUAUAUGUGAACACUGUUCUUUUUGAUAUAAUGUGGUUGCUUUAUUCUCAAUUAAAGUCAAUAAAUAUUUUAAGAAAAA